Molecule: messenger RNA, 3327 nt
Organism: Conger conger (European conger)
Lineage: Eukaryota; Metazoa; Chordata; Actinopteri; Anguilliformes; Congridae
Product: dehydrogenase/reductase SDR family member 12-like
Exons: 11
Coding region: 304-1137 (277 amino acids)
Source: RefSeq, a predicted model, not a curated record
UUAGUCCAUGAAUCUGAACAAAGCAACCGAACCACUCGUGUGAAAACGCCCUAUAAGGGGUUCCUAUAUUUUCUGACAUUGCCCCCAUUAUUCAUUUUUUUGUAGUUCACUUUUAGGGCAUCAUAGCGCUUGCACACGGGAGACCGUGCAAAACAUAACCGAUUUAAGGUGGACCGGAAAUUCCGGAGGAACGCGGUGUGGUUCGUGAAAGGACUUCAGGAAUACACAAAAGGAGGGUAUGAAACUGCCGCUAAACAUUUCGUUGCUGGGGACCUGGAUGUGAAUUUAAGUGGCAGGGACUUCAUGAUCACAGGGGCCAACAGUGGCAUUGGGAAAGCCACAGCCUUUGAAAUUGCAAAAAAGGGUGGGACUGUACACCUCGUCUGCAGGAACAAGGACAGGGCUGAGGAGGCCAGGAGGGAAAUCGUGGAGCAGAGCGAUAAUCAGAAUGUCCAUGUUCACCUGUUGGACAUGUCUUGCCCCCGGCGGGUGUGGGAGUUUGCACAGAGCUUCCAGGAGAAUCACAGCUUACAUGUGCUGAUCAACAACGCUGGCUGUAUGGUGAACCCGAGAGAGCUCACAGAGGAAGGUCUCGAGAAGAACUUUGCCACAAACACUUUAGGCACAUUCAUCCUAACCACAGCGCUCAUACCAGCACUGAAGAAGUCAAAUGAUCCUAGAGUGGUGACCGUGUCCUCAGGUGGCAUGCUGGUUCAGAAGCUCAAUGUGGACGACCUGCAGUUUGAGAAGGGCACCUUCGACGGCACCAUGGCUUACGCCCAGAACAAGAGGCAGCAGGUGAUUCUCACAGAGCGAUGGGCCGCUCAGCACAAGGAGAUCCACUUCUCCUCUAUGCACCCGGGCUGGGCUGAUACACCAGCGGUGCGGUCCGCUAUGCCAGACUUCCAUGAGAAGAUGAAGGACAGGUUGCGGACAGAGGCUCAAGGAGCCGACACCGUGCUGUGGCUCGCAGUUUCCAGCGCACCCAAACAUCCCAGCGGCCUUUUCUUCCAGGACCGUAAGGCUGUAUCCACCCACCUCCCCCUGGCUGCCUCCCGCUCUACACCAGCCAAUGAGGAGAGGCUAGAGGCAGAGCUGGAGCAGCUGUCACAGAAAUUCAUGCCACACCCACAGUAGCCAAGUCAACUGUCUGAACAACCAAUCAGUUCACUCCUGAUAGCAACUGUUGAACAAAACCUAAAUUAUGUUAUUUUAUGUGGAUACUUAUUUUAAAGGCCCACUUAUUUACAUAUAUUACUCAUAUUUGGCUGCUAGUAAAAUACUAAUGACUUACAAGCAAAAAGACAAAGAUAUGGUACAAUAGUAUAGAUGUAUUCUCAUAAUGAAAUUAACGGUACAGAUCCUCAUAAAAAGCACUUCAAAAGGACAAAUAGGUAUUUAGAAUUAUGAACCGACAGAACUUUUUUGUUCAUCUUCCGUCUUCCACAUUUAAUUCUUGUUUUAUAUAACAGUUAUGCUAUGCACGGUUUUGUAUGUCACUUUGGAUAAAAGCAUCUGCUAAUGUAAAGGAAUAGUUAAUGAAUGUUUUUCCAAAUAAACCAUGCCUAACUACCUCAGAUAUACUUGACAUCAUCACAGUAGCCUAAGAGAGUGUUCAGUUCAGUGGUCAAAGUAAAGUUUUUGCCCAGGUUUCCAAGAUGGCAGUGCAAGACAGUAAAAACUAUGCACUCAUUCCAAUCCCUUAUUUGUCUUUGCAUUUUCUUUUAAGUUCUUGCCCCUAGUUCCACCCAUCGAGAGAGGCUAGGAAAAGAGGAGGAAAUCAGGAAAACGUGAAUCAGGCAAAUGGAAUAUCCUCGCUCCUUCAAACGUUAGUUUGUAUCCUCGUCAGUUACAGAUGUGGCAGAUGAGGAGAGGUGGACCCACUGGUCGAUCAUUUAUACGUCAUGCUGUAGUGAAAAAAUACUAAGGAUGCACUCGUGUUUUCCCACGAGAAAGGAAAGUUAAAAAGUUCUUAAAUGUUCCUUCUAGGAGCUAGAAAUGAAGGGUUUGGAAUGUCCUUAAAGAUGGUGGACCUCGAUCGAUUAGGAGCAAGAAAAAUAUUGAAGUGGAUAAAAAUAAGGAAUUGGAAUGAGUGCUAUGAGUACCAACUUAUUAUUUAAUAAAUUUUCUCAUAAAGCAAUUGAAAGUUCUGUGGAAAUUACCUGGUGGGCCUUUACGAGUCAAUCUUAAUGUUUGAUAUGUCUAAAUCCAUAGUGAUUGUAAAUUGUUGUGUAAUAUUUUGUUGUGUAACAGCCAAAAACUGAGCCCCCAGAGUUCCAAGCCUGAGGCCAUGAGCCUUGCUCCUUUACUUACCUGGAAAUUGAUCGAGGUCCGUCAUCUUUAAACAUAUUCUAAUCCAUUAAAUAUUCCUUCAAGGAGCUAGGAGCUAGGAUUAGAAUCCGAAGAUUUCUUGAGCAAGGAAACACAAGCGCAUCCUUUGUGGAAGUAUUUUUUUGUGAUGGGUGGCAUGACCUGUGGAUCCACCUCACCUCAUCUGCUAUGCAUCUGCCAUCUUUAUGUAACUGACGUGGCUUCAAACUAACAUUUGAAGGAGCAAGGACAAUUAUCUAUCAGCCUGGGAAAAUGCUAAUCUGAGUUUACAAUUGAAUUUUGUACAUGACAUUCAUUUAUUUUAUCUGUUUUAACAUACCUCAGCUGCAAACAAUUUUUUUUACUAUAAUAGAACGUAUUGUUUAUUUAACAUUUUGUGAAUGUUAUAUAACUGCUGUCAUUUUUAAUUAAUUGCCAAUUCCCAAGAAAAACUAACAUGCAUAUACAACAUUUAAAAUUACGGCAGCACAUCUGUGGUAGUAGGCAAUCAAACUGAAUUUAACAUGCAAGUGUUGCGUGUAAACAUCAUCGUCAGUCUUCGUCUGUGCUUAAUGAGUAGCUAUUACUUCAUUAACCUAGAUUAUUCAGGUGCUGCAAAUAAUUGUUUGAGAAGUGGCUUGACAAAGAGGCUCUUAACUGCUAGCUGGUGGAGGACUGAAUUGCCAUGCGAGAAAAGACAGUGAAAUAAACCUGUGGCCCCCUUCACAUGAUACGAACACAGUUCUGUCAAGGGUCUGAUAAAACGGAAAAUGGGCUUUGGAUUUUACAGAUCAGCCUGACCAAUGUAACAAAGGUUCAUGCUUUACAACUUUAAAAAGAAAGCCAGAUUGAUGGAGACUGGUCAUAAUGAAGUCUGUCAUUUCAAUCUUUUGUAAGACUAUACCCUUCUGAAUCAAUAAUGUGGUAAUUAUAUUGUAGUCUUUUGUUAAGUGGUCCAUUGUUCUGUGAUUGUACUGAAGAAACUGCACUGGUUAAUACAUCUUUAUUAUUCAUGCA